CCCAAGCUACUGCAUGCUACACUGGCGGUUGACCUUGUCGCCCGAUUGGUGGCAGUGACCUGCCGACAAUGAGAGGCCGAGUGAAGAGUCCAUGACCUUCUUACCGCUUGGCGAGAUCGAACGAAUGCACGUUUCGGUCUACGACCGUAUAAUAAGGGUAGAAACGUUCGUGAUCCGCGAACGCCUUGCAAAUCUUCGAUUGGGGGUUCUGCACGCGCUUGGUCUGUCUGCACCGUGCGGCAUGCUGCGGACAAGAGGCAUUUUCUCGACGGUGCACGCCUGGAAUAGCGUAACGCAUUCCGCAGACCAUUACUGGAGUGAUACAAUUCCAAGUUGCAGCGGUAUCGCGCCAUCUUCAGAACCAUUCUGUGCGCCACAUUUGAUACGCUGCGACACUCAAGGACAGGAUCUUCAGCAAACGUUCGACUGCGGCGAGGUGCGGUUGGAGGUCCAGUAAAACAGCAUGGUAAGGUCGAAUAAUGAGGACCGGAGUU
This is a messenger RNA of Baudoinia panamericana UAMH 10762, 494 nucleotides long. RefSeq lists its product as uncharacterized. The transcript has a single exon. The record is from RefSeq and is a predicted model, not a curated record. Lineage: Eukaryota; Fungi; Ascomycota; Dothideomycetes; Mycosphaerellales; Teratosphaeriaceae. Bases 92 to 457 code for a protein of 121 amino acids.